This is a messenger RNA of Xyrauchen texanus (razorback sucker), 5926 nucleotides long. Its product is annotated as TBC1 domain family member 10A-like. The record is from RefSeq and is a predicted model, not a curated record. The transcript has 10 exons. Lineage: Eukaryota; Metazoa; Chordata; Actinopteri; Cypriniformes; Catostomidae. The coding region runs from base 420 to 3038 and encodes 872 amino acids.
CGACGAGAUGUAAGCAGGGCCGUGCUUAUCUCUUCCAGCGAUGCGGCCCAAUUCACACUUCAGGGAUUUUUCAUGAAUUUUAACAGCGAACCGCAAAUGUCUUCUCAAUGCCAAUAUUAACGAGGAUCAGGUUUCAUGCAGAUGAGUGGGAUUGCAGCGCACAGCGGCAUUGUUUAUCUAACACAUCUGCUAGCCCAACAACACACCACCCUCCAGAGAAAGAGCCCUAACCACACGGGUUACCGCUCUCUCUUGAUGUUAUAAUUCAAACUUUACUCUCAUCUUAAAGUCUGACCAACGGCUUGCCACACUCACACCUUUCAUCCGUUCAGCGGCGGGGGGGUCAAGGUAACCGAAGCGGACAGGAGCCCCCCCCGGGACGGAAAACACAGCGGCGGCUGUUAAAUUGAGGGGCAGCUAUGGCUGAAAUCUCCGCCCUCACUUCCUCACCUCCCGGUAUGGGUGACCAAUCAGUGCCUGCUCCCUCUAGCCCACUCCCUCUCCUGUCAGAAACACCCAUCCCAAAAUCAUCUCUAUAUGGGGACCGAGCAGUGAUGGGGAAUCCUACAUUACAGGCAGGAGGUGGGACAAACUCCUCUUCCCCAGGUUCAACUUGGGAGACCACACCUAACCAGAACAGUGCCACUCCCUCUUCAACAACAACAAAGAGUCCUGUUUAUCCACUUGUGGAUGUACUAGCUGCAGCAGAUGGAGGAACUUAUGAGGAAAAUAUUAUAAUUGGCCACACAGUCACUCAGGGCUCAGAGCAGGAGGAACAGAUGCCAUCUCCUUAUCCCAGUCCUAAUCUGUACCCCAAUGUUCAAGUCAACCAGAUCUCCCAUCCUGCACCCUCCAAUGACAUUCCACCUGAGCUACCCCCUCCCUCUGUUCACAUUUCCACUGAACAUCUCUCAACCUCCAACCCUGCCCCCUCUCACUCAUCACAGUACUCUGGCCAAAUAUCAACAGGUCCUUUUGAAGCACAAGCACCCACCCAGAACCCCAAACCCAACACUCCCAGCUCCCUCAGUACUUCUGAGCCUCCCUGCACACCUUCAAAGACUGAGCCCCCAGCCGUACUGGUUCACGAGUCAAGUGGGUCCCUUGGUCUUCCCCACACUUACACACGGCCGGCCCCAGACACGUUGAGCUACCUGGAGUCGGCCAGCAUGAUGUCGGGCACGCUGGAUUCUCUGUCAGGGCUCGGCGAGGAUGGAAGUUCUUUGGGGUCCGACUCGGAGAUCAACGGCCCAUUGCGACGCACUGAUAAAUAUGGGUUCCUGGGAGGAACGCAAUAUAGUGAGGCCAGUGAGGCGGAGAUGCAGGUGGCUGUGGCAAGACAAAGAGAGAUGAAAUGGCUGGACAUGUUCAGAAACUGGGACAAGUGGAUAUCUCGACGAUUUCAAAAGGUAAAACAGCGCUGCAGAAAAGGAAUCCCCUCUUCGCUCAGAGCUAAAGCCUGGCAGCUGCUCUCCAACAGCCAGGAGCUUCUUGAUUCCAAUCCUGGAAAGUUUGAGGAGCUGGAGCAAGAGCCGGGGGAUCCAAAGUGGUUGGACAUCAUUGAGAAGGACUUGCACAGGCAGUUCCCAUUCCAUGAGAUGUUUGCUGCUCGGGGAGGACAUGGCCAACAGGACCUGUACCGUAUACUGAAAGCCUACACCAUUUACCGGCCUGAUGAGGGCUACUGUCAGGCCCAGGCACCAGUGGCAGCAGUGCUGCUCAUGCACAUGCCUGCUGAGCAAGCCUUCUGGUGUCUCGUGCAAAUCUGUGAGAAAUACUUGCCUGGGUACUACAGUGCUGGGUUGGAAGCUAUCCAACUUGAUGGAGAGAUUUUUUUCUCUCUGCUGAGGAGAGUGUGUCCCAUGGCUUACCGUCACCUAAAGAAAUUUAAGAUUGACCCCAUCUUGUACAUGACAGAGUGGUUCAUGUGUAUCUUCUCCCGUACUCUGCCUUGGGCCUCCGUCCUACGUGUCUGGGACAUGUUUUUCUGUGAAGGAGUAAAGAUUGUCUUCCGGGUGGGUCUGGUUCUACUCAAGCAAAUGUUAGGAUCUGUGGAUAAGCUCCGUGAGUUGCAGGGCAUGUACGAGACCAUGGAGCGACUGAGGAACAUUCCACCUGAAGCAAUCCGAGAUGAAUUUCUUGUGCAAGAGGUUGUCACUCUGUCUGUGACAGAGGCUCUCAUAGAGAGAGAAUGCAGUAUUCAGGUGCGGAAGUGGCGGGAAUCUCGUGGAGAGUUGACCCACCAGCCAGGCCGUAGGCUGCAUGGCACACGGGCGAUCUUCGAGCAAAAGCACCGGGCUGCUGCGAUCAGCUCUGGGGGCAGCCUGUCCUUCCUGGGCGGUCCUCCGCCUGGCCCCUUGCGUGCCUCAUCAAGCCUCCUUUCCCUUUCCGGCCUUAGAAAGUCUAAGACACCAUUCCAUUCUCAGAAUAAGAAGGGCUUCACCUCUGGCAGCUCAGGCCAGGAUGCUGUCCCACUGCAGCCAUUUAGAAGCGGCACUAGUGUAGUGGGACCACCAUCCUCGACCGGGAUGACACACUUAAAGCCUCCUGUAUCACCUCCCUAUAAUAAUGAUGCUGGGGGGCGUCCACAGGCACCACAUGGUCCCAGUCCUCUAGCUGCAUCAUUUUCUACUACCACGGCACCAGCUCCAACAGCACACGCAUCCAGUGCGCACACACACCAACCAAAAGUCAUCUCUGAGCACAUCACCCCCACCAUCCCCUCACCCACCGCCAACAAUGCCCCAUUACCACCGUGCCCCGAGUCUACAAAAACAGCACCUGCAGAGGCAGCAGAAGAGGAUGAAAAGAAGAAAAAGAAAAGCAAGGAGGACAAGAAGAGGGAAAAAGAGGAGGAGAAGCAGAAAUCCAGAGAAAAGAAGGAGAGGGAAAAGACCGAGAAGGAACGGCUGAAGAAAGAUAAGGAGAAAGCUGAGAAGGAGAAGAGAAAGGAAAAGGGGGGGAAGAAAAAAGACAAAGGAGGAGGUGGAGAGAUGGGGGAGAAGAAUGGAGGCGCAGCAGCAAAAGAUUUGGCCUAAUUCCUGACCUGUCAUUCCUUCAGAUAGGAGGGCAGGAGGAGGAUGGGGGGAAAAAGAGGACAAGGAAUCAAAGCGACUGCAUAGUGGGGAAAAGAGUGAGAGAAUAAAAGAGAGGGAGAGACAGAGAGGAUAAAUGAGCAAUCUCCUGUAACGUCCAUUUCAUCUGAAGUGCUCAUUUCAUAUGGAUAACUGGAUCACUGCACCUGCACCACAUGCUCCACCUCUCAUCAUUGCUUCUGCUUUCAAAGCUGAUGUCAACCUGACGAAACGUGAAAUUAAUUAUUAUUUGGCUGACGUAGGUUUUUUUUAUUAGUUUUUUGAAGGUGGACGCCUGACAGUGCAAGUAGUUCUAAGUUCUAGUAUAUUAGGUGUCAUGGUUUACAUAAACCACUUGCGGCUUUGGGCCCAUCUGUGCCAGCCCUACAAUCCCCUCUGUACACCACCUGAGAGGCGUCUCAACCAGAAUAUACAGAACGAAUAAAACAUUUCUAAAAAUGAAUGCACAGAGAAAAGCAAGAAAAUAAGUUUAGCCCCUGUGCUAGUAAUAAUUGUUAAAGUGUGAAUAUUCUGGAGGACCUAUUUAUUCACUGUAAUGUUGUUAUUAGUGUGUGUUAUUAUUUGUUUGUGCCUUGGCAGUAUAGUAAAUUGUAUAACAGUCUUGUGCUGCAGAUAGCUCUUGUUAGGUUCUUCUCUCUUUUCAGCUUCUCCUUCCAGUCACACCCACGUAAUUUGAAAGUGAGCAAAAAGAGUUAGGAAGUGGCCUUUAGGGGGAGUGAAAGAGCUGAUAAUAAGAUCUGAAUGCACGAUUUGUUGACUAAUGUUGCAGCCUCUAAUAUGUAAAUUGACUUUAAGGGGAGACACUAAAAAAAAGUGUUACCUCUCAAUAACUGCAGAAACUUUAAAUAUCAGUCCAUCGCUGUUUCAUUGACACUUCAUUUUCUCUGACCCAGAAAAUCAAAAACUUGAUUUGAUUUAGCAUAAACUGCAAUACAUGUUAACAUCUGCCAAGCGUGUACAAAACUCCAAACAUUCAGUGUGGUUUGAUGUUAAUAAUCUAAUAAUGUGGAUUGAGUUUUGCUCUGAGGCCUGCUGAUUUUCAUCACUAACCUUGAUUGAUUCUGAUGUAGGGCACUCUCUAAUACAGUUCACCUGACUACUUCAAUCUGUGCUUUUUGGAAUGGAAGGUUUGGUGCAGCAGUGUACCAUUAAUAUUUGAAGUUCUUUGCUUCAGGUUGUAAUGUUUUGAUGUACAAACUUGUAUUAAUUUAAUCAGAUAAAAUCAUAUGAUAUCUAUUAGUCUUCUUUUGGAUUAGAUUUUUUACUUUUCUAUGCAACUACAGUUUAUGGAGGCCUGAUAGACUGGAAUGACUGUGAGCUUUCACCAUAAAGAGGGCCCACUGUUAAGAGAGUGUUGUGGAGAACUUUGUAUUUAAUCACAGGAUUUAUUUCUGUUUUAUUUGUAAAGCGUUGAAAUUUAUUUUUGCAUAUUUUCUUCCAACUUCCUGGAGAACAAAGCCAAGCAGUUUUCAUUUAUUUUAGAAAUUUUUAAAUCACAAAUGUGUCUGAUGUUGCUGCAGUAUUUAAAUUAUGGGAGAUUGUAAUUGUGAUUUCAUACUGAUAUUUAUUCCACUCUAUUCUGAUUUCUUUCGUUUAGUUUUUUGCAAUUAUGUGCCCAUCACAUUAGAGUUGCUUUAUGAUUGAGAGAGAAGGAGGGUCCAGACAUGCUCAAAAUAAGAUUUGCUUGGCAUUUCUUUGUUAGUUAAAUUAUUAAAGAGUGUCCUUAUGAAACACUUCACCUGAACAUUGUUACUCUUGAUGUUAAGUGAACACUGAUAAAUUGAGGACUUACUCCACCAUUAUCCAUUAACCCCAUCAGUGUUAUGAAUUAUUCUGAUAACUUCACUAGGUGAUUUGACCUUUCAUAGGUUUUUAUUGUGCUUGUAAGGCUCAUACUCUGUAUAUAGUAUUCUAGAGUUUUCAUCAAGACAACAGACCUGAAGUGGGAUUUCUCGGGACCGAGCCUUGGUGAAGAGAAAUUUCCUUUGCAAUAUGGUUGCCAAAUAUUCUGUCAAUGUUUUAAUGGCAUCUCUUGAGUUUAUGGACUGGGUUGUUAAGUUGUUAAUUCUCAACUCCAGUGGUGUCAUUCCUGGCCCUUAGAAGUCAUUGCUUCCUCUAAUGGCACAACUAUUCAAAUGGAAAGCAAACAAAUGAUGUCUAUGCAAACUUUAAUUUCCAAACUGUCUGCACAAUGGUAAUGUUGAUCUAUAAUUUGUGGCCACCACAGGGCCCAAACUAACUUCACUGUUUCUAUCUGUUGAAAACAGAUAUCAGCACUGGAACUGCUGUAGAAAGGGUGGAGUGGUGGUGUCUUUGGCCUGUUAGAUCUAAUUAAAAUUAGAUCACUUUGAUCAUCUAGAUUCAUCUGAAGAAUAAAAGCCACUCACAUAAACCUGUUUUGCACCUAUCAGGCCAACAUUAAUAACACCACCUUCUUGUCUGUAUCGCAAAGGUUAAAACUGAUGGACUUGAAAUGGUUUGUAUUCUACGCUCAUCAAGAUUUGAUGCAAGGGUCAUCCAAGGUUGGUUUACUAACACGCUGGGACAGGGUGUAAAGUAUUUGACUUGUCUAAUGGAUUUCUGCGUUGGUCAAUAUGACCCAAUGUAUGUUGUAGGAUUGUUGUAAAAUUAAUUUUUAUUUAUUUUUAAAUUUUUAUUUAAAUUUUUGUUUUUGAUUAGGUUUAGUGUUCUCUCAUCCUGUCACUUGUAUGUCUUAAGCUUGUUUCUAAGUUUACAUUAAACCAUGUACCGGUUUAAUUAAACCAUUUAGACGGUUGUUCAGUUACUACAGAAAAGGAAGUUCACAGUGUAUUUUAAAAUUUAUUUGAUGA